CUUGCAUUCCAAUUGUGUUGUUUGUCCAGUAAGUGCUUUUGAAAUUCACACAGGCUCUGAGUAACGCAAACGUCAUGACUUGCCAGUUUGAGCAAGGCCUUACUGUUGAAGCUGCAAUAGACAUUCUUACUGGAACUUAUGAUGAUGAUGAACUUGGCAAUGUUGAAGCUUUAUACAUUGCCCCUCCUGAUUCAAACGUCCUCACUGAUGAAGACUCAGCAGGUGAAGAUGAGAGUGGAUUAGUCGACAAUCUUUCAGGCAGACAACUUUCAGCUGAUGCAGAACUCAGAAUAACUGGUAAUAAUUAUCUUCAAAACGCAUCAACUGAAGAAAAUAUCAAUCGUCUAGAUCACACUUCUGGAUCGGAGCAGGCAACCAAAACAGGAGAGAAUUCAAAAAUAUUGUCACAGACUAGUCACAAUGAUAACAUCCGGACCAAUCUUCCACAAACUUAUGAUGAUAGGCCAAGAAAGAAACUCAAAAAGACUACAGCUGUACAAAAGAAAAGCUCAGAAGCAUUAGAACAAAUGCAGACUGAUAAAAGACAACGUAAUUUUGAUGGUGUAAUAGGAGAGUUAUUAUCUGAUAUACGUACAGAAAGACAAGCAAAGAAGAAAAAGAAACCUAUCACAAAAAAAUGGAAUACAGAGGCAGACAUUGAGGCAACAAACCUGCCAUUUCCCAAGGCAGACUUUUCUAGAUAUAGAGACUUUUCAGCUUGUGAACUAUUUGAAUUAUUCUUUGAUGAUGAUGUAUAUGAUAUGCUAGUGAGGGAGACAGCAAGAUAUGCCAUAUUCAAAAAUCAACAAAAUCCAAACAUUACAAAAGAAAAUAUUAAAUGUUUCAUUGGAAUUUUAAUUUUUAGUGGUUAUCAUACACUCCCUGGUAAGAGAUACUAUUGGGAUUCCCAGACAGAUAUGAAUCAACCAUUUAUAGUCAAUAGUAUGAGGCGUAAUAAAUUUGAUCAAAUUAUGAGCCUAAUUCAUUGUGCAGAUAAUAAUAAUAUUGAUACUGGAGACAAACUGUACAAGCUUAGACCACUUAUCUCUAUGCUGCAAAGUAGAUUUCAAGAGCAUUUCAUACCAGUUCAAUAUUUGUCGUAUGAUGAAAGUAUGAUUGAAUACUAUGGACGUCAUGGAUGCAAACAAUUCAUCAGGGCGAAGCCUAUCCGUUUCGGAUACAAAGUUUGGUGUGUGAAUGCGCCAUUGGGCUAUUUGAUGAAUUUCGAAAUAUAUCAAGGAAAAUCACUGAACAUGCCCUCUGAGUAUGAAGAGCUCUUUGGAAAAUCCUCUGCUCUACUUGUAAAAAUGCUUGAGAAAUUGCCUGGAGAUAAAAAAGAUCUCCCUUACAUCUGUGUUUUUGAUAAUUUAUUCUCAAAUUUCCCUCUUUUGAAAUUUCUUCGUGAAAUAGGAUAUGGUGGCAUCAGUACCAUAAGAGAAGAUCGACUACCCCCAUGCUGUCCAUUACUUCCAAAGAAAAAUAUUCAAAAUAAAUUUAGAAGAGGCCAUUGUGUAUCUGCACUGAAUAUGGAUGAUGGAAUCCUAGUUUGCAAGUGGCAUGACAAUGGGGUUGUGAGUCUUGCAUCCAACACCCAUGGAGUACAACCAAUAGGAAAAGUGGAAAGGUAUUCACAAGCCGAGAAGAAAACUAUUCUUGUUGAUAGGCCCAAUCUUGUGAAAAUUUAUAAUGAGAAUAUGGAUGGCACUGACCGAUUAGAUGAAAAUGUGGCAAAUUAUAGAAUAAGUGUUCGUGGGAAAAAAUGGUACUGGCCAAUAUUCACGUGGCUCAUUGAUGUUGCCAUCCAAAAUGCGUGGCAAUUCAGUAGAAGCAGUGGAGUGAAGCAGCCUCAACUUGACUUCAGGAGGGAAAUUGUUCAAUCAUAUAUCACGAGAUAUGGUGAAGUGUCAAAGGGUCCUGGUAGGCCAAUGACGUCGAGACAAUCAUUGUCAUGCAACCGAAUCUCUGAUGACAUAAGAUAUGAUGGAGUAAAUCACCAUGUAGUGAGUGUACCCGACAAAAAAAGAAGGAGAUGUGCUGGAGAAGAAUGUGAUUCCAGCAUCUGUACUAUGUACAAAAAAUGUAAUUUUGGACUUUGCAUAAAAUGUUUUGACAUGUUUCAUACAAAAACUUUUAUUUGAACUGAUAAUUAAUAUUUUUAUUGUUAUCACUAUUAUUUUCUGGAAGUAAUAAGCUAUGGAAUAAUAAAAGAUCUGGUAAUAAUACUUAGACUAUAUUGCUUUCAAAUCCUGCAUAAUUUCACUGUAUGUACUCAUCUAUGCUAGUGUAUUGUCCUAGCGUUACCAUAUGGUAACAGCCAAUUUUGGCAAACACACAAGGUGGAGACUGUUGAAAAGACUUAAAAUGGUCUAUACACAUCCCAACACUACUAAAAAAACACUUUUUUGAAAAAAAUCACUGGAAAAUUUAUUUGGGGUAAAAUGGGAACUUAACUUGUUCUUCUAACUCAACAGUCAUAGUAGAUCGGGGUCUGCCUGCAUAAAUGUGCUCUUUGGAUAUCAAAGAAC
Molecule: messenger RNA, 2525 nt
Organism: Nilaparvata lugens (brown planthopper)
Lineage: Eukaryota; Metazoa; Arthropoda; Insecta; Hemiptera; Delphacidae
Product: piggyBac transposable element-derived protein 3-like
Exons: 2
Coding region: 75-2138 (687 amino acids)
Molecular function (GO): sequence-specific DNA binding
Source: RefSeq, a predicted model, not a curated record